Leopardus geoffroyi (Geoffroy's cat) is the source of this 2095-nucleotide messenger RNA. RefSeq names its product serpin family I member 1 (gene SERPINI1). The record is from RefSeq and is a predicted model, not a curated record. Gene Ontology annotation, biological process: negative regulation of endopeptidase activity. Bases 621 to 1853 code for a protein of 410 amino acids. The transcript has 9 exons. Lineage: Eukaryota; Metazoa; Chordata; Mammalia; Carnivora; Felidae. Gene Ontology annotation, molecular function: serine-type endopeptidase inhibitor activity.
AGAGGAAGGAAGGGGGUUGGGGAGAGAGCUUGAGGUGGGGAACGAGGGGUGGCUGAGCUGUGGGCGCUGCAUCGGGGGGAGAGGAAGCAACGCGGGAAUCGCCGGCAGAGAGGGAGGGGGCUCUGUGGGGAUGCGCUCAGGCCGGAGGGGCAGCUUCCCCGAAAGCGGUAGAGCCCCAAAGACACCAGGCGGCCAGACCUGCGGGUCGCGGAGGGGUAGAGUGAGCCUGGGCUCCUCGAGGGGGCUUCCGGGCCAGGGAGGCAGCUCCAGGUGUGAGGCCACUGAGUGAGGAGAGAAGGGUCCCCAGGGAAAGGGAAGGGGCAGAACAGCUGCAGAAGUGCAGGGAGCGGGAAGGUACUAGGGCAGCAGCUUCCCGCCACCACCAGCCGGGGCAGCAGCAGGAACAGCAGGGGGAGGAGCAACAGCUGCCGAAUUCACCAACUAGAGGAGGGGGAGGCGGAGCUUAGUUCACUGUAGCAGCCGGAGGCGCAGUCUGGACUGUAGUUUCCCGGGAGAGACGAGAGCAGGAACACGAGCAGAGCGGAGCGCAGUCCUCCGAGCAUCAGCUCCAGCAUCCCACCAGGGGUUGCAGGUGUGUGGGAGGUUUGAACUCUCCCAUCAUGGCUUUCCUUGGACUCUUGUCUUUGCUGGUUCUGCAAAGUUUGGCUUUAGGGGCCACUUUCCCUGAUGAAACCAUUGCCGAGUUGUCAGUGAAUAUGUAUAACCAUCUUCGAGCCACUGGGGAAGAUGAAAAUAUUCUUUUCUCUCCACUGAGUGUUACCUUCGCUAUGGGAAUGAUGGAACUUGGGGCCCAAGGGUCUACCCUGAAAGAAAUCCGUCAUUCGAUGGGAUAUGACAGCCUGAAAGAUGGUGACGAAUUUUCCUUCUUGAAGGAUUUUUCUAACAUGGUAACUGCUAAAGAGAGCCAGUAUGUGAUGAAAAUUGCCAAUUCCCUCUUUGUGCAAAAUGGAUUUCAUGUCAAUGAGGAAUUUUUGCAAAUGCUGAAAAAGUAUUUUCAUGCAGAAGUAAAUCAUGUGGACUUCAGUCAAAAUAUAGCUGUGGCCAACCAUAUCAAUAAGUGGGUGGAGAAUAACACAAAUAAUCUCUUGAAAGAUUUGGUAUCCCCAAGGGAUUUUGAUGCUGGCACUCAUUUGGCACUCAUCAAUGCUGUCUAUUUCAAGGGGAACUGGAAGUCACAAUUUAGACCUGAAAAUACUAGAACCUUUUCCUUCACUAAAGAUGAUGAAAGUGAAGUCCAAAUUCCAAUGAUGUAUCAACAAGGAGAAUUUUAUUAUGGAGAAUUUAGUGAUGGCUCCAAUGAAGCUGGUGGUAUCUACCAAGUCCUAGAAAUACCAUAUGAGGGAGAGGAGAUCAGUAUGAUGUUGGUGUUGUCCAGACAGGAAGUUCCACUGGCCACUCUGGAGCCAUUGGUCAAAGCACAGCUGAUUGAAGAAUGGGCAAACUCUGUGAAGAAGCAGAAAGUGGAAGUGUACCUGCCCAGGUUCACAGUGGAACAGGAAAUUGACUUAAAAGAUGUUUUGAAGGCCCUUGGAAUAACUGAGGUUUUCAUCAAAAAUGCAAAUUUGACAGCCCUGUCUGAUAACAAAGAGAUUUUUCUUUCCAAAGCAAUUCACAAGUCCUUCAUAGAGGUUAAUGAAGAAGGCUCAGAAGCUGCUGCUGCCUCAGGCAUGAUUGCAAUUAGUAGGAUGGCUGUGCUGUAUCCUCAAGUUAUUGUCGACCAUCCAUUUUUCUUUCUUAUCAGGAACAGGAGAACAGGUACAGUCCUAUUCAUGGGCCGGGUCAUGCAUCCUGAAACAAUGAACACCAGUGGACAUGAUUUUGAGGAACUUUGAAUCAUUUCAUAUGUAAAAUAGUAACCAAACACAUUAUGUGUGCAACUGGUGCAGUUAAGAUUCGUGUUUUACGGUAUAUCUUAUGAUACUAUUUAAAAAUAGCUCCAGAUAAAAACAGUGUAUGUAAAUUAUAAGCCAACUUGUCAAGGAAUGUUAUCAGUCUCAUUGAGGUGAUGGUCCUGUGGUGUCACUGUGUUUGUUGUGCUGUUAUUUAAAAUAAAAGUACAUAUUGAUCAUGUGAA